GGCUGGACCAAGCAGACAGGACAGCGCCGGCCAUUUGAUUCCGGGAGACGAAGCUGUGGACGAUGCAGUUGGAACAGUUUGACACGCAGGUACAGUAAAGAUAAGAGGUAAGAAGGCACGUAGUGGUCGCGAUUUGCAUGUGCGAUGUGCCAUGGCCUUAUCCUCCCUCCUGCUCCUCCUGCUUCUCGCCGCCGCCCAUGGCGCGGCCCCUGCUCUUGGCCUCAAACGGAGCGACUUCCCGCCGGACUUCGUCUUCGGCGCCGCCACCUCCGCCUACCAGUAUGAGGGUGCCGUGGCUGAGGACGGCAGGAGCCCAAGCAUCUGGGACGCCUUCACUCACGCUGGGAAAAUGCCAGACAAAAGCACGGGCGAUAUCGCUUCUGAUGGAUACCACAAGUACAAGGACGACGUCAAGCUCAUGGCUGACACAAACUUAGAGGCUUACAGAUUCUCCAUCUCCUGGUCAAGGCUUGUUCCAAGGAGGGGGGCUGUGAAUCCAAAGGGGUUAGAGUACUACAAUAGCCUUAUAAACGAGCUAGUGAAACAUGGGAUUCAAAUCCAUGUCAUGCUUUACCAUCUCGAUUUCCCACAAGUUUUGGAUGAUGAGUAUGGAGGAUGGUUAAGCCCUAGAAUUGUGGAGGAUUUCACAACAUUUGCAGAUGUGUGCUUCAGAGAGUUUGGAGACAGGGUUUCGUACUGGACCACGAUAGACGAACCUAAUGUCGGCCCAAUCGGAUCUUACGAUAGUGGAAUAUUUGCACCUGGACGUUGUUCCAAUCCUUUUGGAACAACAAAAUGCACCAUUGGGAACUCAACCGUGGAACCAUACAUAGCAGCUCAUAACAUGAUAUUGGCACAUGCAUCAGCUACUAGACUUUACAGAGAACAAUAUCAAGCUGUGCAAAAUGGAGUCGUUGGCAUAAAUGUUUACUCAUUUUGGACUUAUCCUUUGACAAAUUCUACUGUGGAUUUAGAAGCAACUAAAAGAUAUCAAGACUUCAUGUUUGGCUGGACACUAGGACCUUUGGUAUUUGGAGAUUACCCGCAAGUGAUGAAGAAGAAUGUUGGUUCUCGCCUCCCAUCCUUCACAAAAUCCCAAUCUGAAUUUGUUAAGGGUGCUAUUGAUUUCAUAGGAAUAAAUCAUUACUAUUCUGUCUAUGUGAACGAUCGCCCUUUAAAGGAAGGUGUUCGUGACUAUGCAGCAGACAUGUCAGUUUACCAGAGAGGUUCUAGAACAGACCCAGCAACUAGCGAGGUAAACGUUUCCACUAUGUUUGUCAAAGAUGCCACUCGCUUCAGCUGUUUUGGACAUGAAGUAGUUGAACUGGGAAUUAUGUUUCAUGCAACUUUUUUCUCUCAAGUGCAGUACGUCCCAACGGUUUAUCCAGACGACCCACAAGGAUUACAAUGUGUGUUGCAGUACCUGACAGAAGCCUAUGGGAGCCUCCCCAUUUAUGUCCAAGAGAAUGGCAAGGCAUCCGCGAAUGACACUCUCGAUGACACCGACAGGGUGGAAUACUUGAAGGCCUACAUAGGGAGCACAUUGGAUGCAUUAAGUUUUUCCUCUGCAGAAAUGGAGCCAAUGUGAAAGGUUACUUCGCGUGGAACUUCCUGGACAUAUUCAAGUUCCUAGCAGGAUACAAGAUAGGGUUCGGCAUGUAUCGUGUCGACUUCGACGAUGAAGCGCGGCCACGAGAAGCCAGGCUCUCUGCUCGCUGGUACUCCAGGUUUCUGAAAAAUAAUGGCAUUAGUGCUCAGAGUGAGGUCGACGAUACAGGACACCAUGCUCAACAGUGAGUUGUAUAGUCAGAUGCACUGAGUUUGUGCGUGACCUUAUCUUAGGUAUAUAUGGGAAAUGAUAAAUUUAUCCUGGGUGAAAGAAUGCUACUUGAGAGAA
Molecule: messenger RNA, 1897 nt
Organism: Triticum aestivum (bread wheat)
Lineage: Eukaryota; Viridiplantae; Streptophyta; Magnoliopsida; Poales; Poaceae
Product: beta-glucosidase 5
Exons: 12
Coding region: 152-1588 (478 amino acids)
Biological process (GO): carbohydrate metabolic process
Molecular function (GO): beta-glucosidase activity
Source: RefSeq, a predicted model, not a curated record